UUCGGAAAAAGAUACAGUAAAUGAUGUGUUAAGAAAAUGGAUAACAACACAUUCGAUAUCAUUGCUCGGCAAAGUGUCUCGUGAAUUAAGAUAUGUCAAGAAAAAUGGAUGUCGACACAUUAACGAAUAUAUUCCUGCUAUCUAUUUUUCUGGCGAGAAGCCUGGAUUUCUGGAAUAG
This is a messenger RNA of Acaulospora morrowiae, 178 nucleotides long. NCBI's taxonomy places the organism in Eukaryota, Fungi, Glomeromycota, Glomeromycetes, Diversisporales, Acaulosporaceae. The record is from the annotation of a GenBank genome assembly.